CCGUCCCUCUACAAAUCCAAAGCAUCGUCUUCUUUCUCCGUUUUAGCGAAACUGAAAAUUUUCACGGAAGGUCUUCAAAAAUGGCGGAAAGGACCAAGAAUAUAAAUAUUUGGCACUUGUUCAUGCUGCUUAAUUUUAAUCUCCUGUUUCCCUUUUCAUCUGGUGAAUCAAACGAUGUCUGUAUUUCGAAAGGUGGUCGUUUCGCACCCUUCUCAUUGGAAGGAAAACCUCCUAGCAAGGUUAGCAAAGUACAAGAUUUGACACUUUGCCGAGUUUUCCGAAAGAGGACUUGCUGUGGUGUAGCACAAACACACCCGGCUUUGCUUUCUGUUAGGAGGCUAGCUUCAACAGGGGAAGCCAACCAUGAAUGCUUGCAAUUAUGGGAACUUCUGGAGUGCUCAAUAUGUGAUCCACAAGUUGGUGUUCAACCCGGACCUCCUCUAAUAUGUGCCUCUUUCUGCGACAGAGUCUUCAAAGCUUGUUCUGAUGCUUACUUUUCUGUUGAUGCUAAAACGCAGGUUCUAGCACCCUGCGGAGUGAAUGACUUUGUGUGUGGCAGGGCUUCCGAGUGGGUCUCAAAUGGUACAGACCUUUGCAACGCUGCAGGUUUUACAAUUAAGAUCUCUGAUGAAGAAUCCUCUUGCUAUGGUAGUAAAGCCAGACUAGACUCCAUUGCUAAUUCAUGGAAGACUUCACCAUCAGUAAUGUCAUCCCAAAGAACAGGUUACUUGGGCAUCUUGGAGGAUUUCCAGCAAUGGGUAAAAGAAAUGAGUUUUCAUGAACAGGUUUCGUGGCUGAUCGGGUCCAUGGUGCUUUCAGCAGGGCUUCUGUUUGCAAGCAAAAGGCAAAGCCAUAGCCAGCGCCAGAAAUAUGCUGCCAUUCAACGAGCAACGAAGAAAAUUGAAGUGACCAUGAAUCAAAAUUCUCUUGCUACCCAAGGAAUCAGGAAAGGAAGUAGAAGAUGACCUGAUACCUUACAUCUAAAGACAUUUUGUUUGGCCUAUUUCUGAGUUCACUUUUGCAGAAAAAUUGACUCUGUUCUCCAACAGUUCUGAUGCUUGAAAAGUGGCACCCAUGGUUGUUCUUCCAUUUCAAUGAAAUAUAGAAGACUAAAAAAAAUGAGUUAUGAUGUAGCUGUACAAUUGUAGGAAGUACUGGACAUUGUGAUAAUUACUAUUGAAUUGUGUAUUUAAGAUAAAUCUCUUGUCAAAAUCAGCCAUAUUCAGUUUUAUCCUUUUGUAGAGAGGGAUUUUGCUCAUAGAUUAAUUUUUGGUGAGAAUAACAGUUUGUUGAUGUGUACUGAACUGAUGAAGCAGCUUUCAUUAACUUGAUAAUUUUUUUAACUUUUA
Cucumis sativus (cucumber) is the source of this 1349-nucleotide messenger RNA. RefSeq lists its product as uncharacterized. The coding region runs from base 81 to 965 and encodes 294 amino acids. Lineage: Eukaryota; Viridiplantae; Streptophyta; Magnoliopsida; Cucurbitales; Cucurbitaceae. The record is from RefSeq and is a predicted model, not a curated record. The transcript is spliced from 5 exons.